Molecule: messenger RNA, 1785 nt
Organism: Osmerus eperlanus (European smelt)
Lineage: Eukaryota; Metazoa; Chordata; Actinopteri; Osmeriformes; Osmeridae
Gene: plekho1b
Product: pleckstrin homology domain containing, family O member 1b
Exons: 6
Coding region: 339-1670 (443 amino acids)
Biological process (GO): regulation of myoblast fusion
Cellular component (GO): ruffle membrane; muscle cell projection membrane
Source: RefSeq, a predicted model, not a curated record
UUACACGAGUCUCAGGGAGGAGAGACUUUGUAGGGAGGCAAUGUACACUCAUCGGCGUUAUUAGACACUGCCAAUUCACUUCGGUGUGCACAGACAAGGCAAGCGAAAACAAAGAACACUCAUAUUUAGUUAUUUCUUAAGGUUUUGCGAAAGCUACACUUUUGGGAGGUGUCAGGAAUAAGUGAAAUAAAUAUUGAAGGGUUUCCACGGGGAUUUCACCCCGUGUCCCGACUUCGAAGCCUACGUCGAUUUGACACCCGAAACGCAUUGUGCAAAAUUACGGACUAAAAACUGGGAUAAGUCCGAGAUAGCUGUCGACAGUUCUAUCGUCCUACACAAUGAAGAAGAACAAUUCUGCCAAACGGGGGCCGCAGGACACAAACCAGCACCCUACCCAGCCUGACAAAAUCGGAUGGCUCCGCAAGUUUUGUGGAAAAGGAAUAUUUAGAGAGAUCUGGAAAAAUCGCUUUGUGAUACUAAAAGAGGAGCAACUUUAUAUCUCAGAGAAAGAGGUGAAGGAUGAGAAGAAGACCCAGGAAAUGGUGGACUUGACAGACUACGAGCGCUCCGAGGAGCUGAGAAAGGCCAAAAGCCGCAGCAAGAAGAACCACAGCAAGUUCACUCUGCUGAGGUCCAGGACGCCGGGAAACAAGGUUCCAAACCUCGUAUUCCUGGCUGUCAGUCCAGAGGAGAAGGAGUCAUGGAUCAAUGCCUUAAAUGCAGCCAUAACCAGAGCCAAGAACCACAUUCUCGAUGAGGUUACGGUUGAGGAUGACAACCAUCUGUCCCAUCUCACGCGGGACCGGGCGAAGAUCCCCCACACACGGCGUCUGCCUACUCGAGGUCACAUCAUGGCUGUGGCAUCCCAGUCCUCCUCGGAUGGCAUGCUGACGCUGGACCUCAUCCAGGAGGAGGACGGCUCCUCGCCAGAGGUCGGGGGCAUCUGCGACAGACCCUUCCGCGUCGACAAGGACAAAUUGCACCUCACCCCCGACUGUCCCAGGUCCAAAACCGACGGCGCCCUCUCCGCCAUGACCGCCUCCGAGGCCUGUGGGAAGUCCCACAGCCUGCCUCGCGAGACAGGGGUGGCGUGGGAAGACAAGCAGCGAGGGGAGGAAUGCGGAAGGGCGGAGAAGCCCUCCCCCCACACCCCCCAGCCAGGUAAGAGGCUGACACCGGCCGAGAAGAGCCGGUGUGCCUCCAUGGACGAGAUCUUGUCGCACUCAGAGACGCGAGCCACCAAGCCAAGGAAUGCCGGGAUGCCUCAUUCUCCGGCAUCGGCUCCCACAGGAAGCUUGUUCCCCAUAAGCCAGCUCCAGGACCUCAUUUCCCAAAAACUGGAGAAAACUCAGGAGCUGCUGACAGAGGUGCGAGGCAUCCAGAGCGAGGGGGACUCGGCAGAGCGAGGGAAGGCCAAGGGGAAGGACUCACCCACCGGCUCGAAGGGCUCGUCCGAGGACACCCGCGCCGAGGCGGAGAGGCUGCUGAAAGAAGCGGCGUCAACGUGGGGCCAGGCCAAGGAUGUCCUGGAGGAGGUGAAGGAGCUGAGGGCGCUGUAUCGCCAGCUGGACUCACCGACGAGCACUGCCAACGGCACCCCCUCCUCCCUCUCGCCCCACACGCCAUCACACAGCGCCAAGCAAACUCCCUACAGGAAGAGCCUGAUGUGACGACCGGAUUGCUGAAAGACUCUGAACAUGAGCUGAUGUGAAAAGGACAAAUCCUGCAGCAAAAAAAAACUUACAAAAAACUAUAAAUCAUGCAAAGCCACAAAAUUGUAAAGAA